AAAAACGCAAUCCAUUAAUUAAUGUCUUAUCCUGUGUAUGGUUCCGAACUGAAAUCAACUAUCAAGAAUCAAUCACACCUGGUCAUAAUGCUCAUCAUCAUCACCAUCACCAUCAUGAAUCUUUCUGCAACUUAGGGCUCCAAUCUCUCUCUACGUUUUCUCUCUCAUGGCUUCUCACUCAUCCCCUUCACAGGAUGGAGGGGGCUCCUGUAUCUCCAAUGGCGAGACCACCGUCUUUUCUGAUUACCUGCAGCAAACCACUCCUGACCUUGUUGCCCUAACUAAGCUCAGUGAAUGCCUCGACUCUCUCUUCCACUCUUCUGAUCUAGGGUUUUGUGCCGAUGCCCGAAUUAUUGCUGGGAAACGAGAGAUUCCAGUUCAUCGGUGCGUACUUGCCUGUCGUAGUCCCUUUCUUCAGAAAGCUUUUGCGGAGAAUUCAGGGAAGGAGAGGUUUGAGAUUGGUGAGUUGGCUAAGGAUUUUGAGGUUGGGCCUGAUGCUUUAAUGGUGGUGCUUGGUUAUAUUUACAGUGGAAAGGUGGGGGUGCUUCCUCAAGGAGUUUGUGUUUGUGCUGAUGAGGAAUGUUCUCACCAUGGUUGUAGGCCUGCUGUUGAUUUCGCAGUGGAAGUUUUGUAUGCUUCAUUCAUUUUUCAGAUCAAUGAGUUGGUUUCACUUUUCCAGCGACAUCUGCUUGAGAUUCUGGACAAGGUGGCAAUAGAUGAUAUAUUGGUAAUUCUAUCUGUUGCAACCAUUUGCGAUAAAGCAAGUGAGAGGUUGCUGCUCAAGUGCAAAGAAAUUGUGGUGAACUCUGACCUAGAUAUUACUUCUUUUGAGAAGGCAUUGCCCAUUGCUGUUGUUAAAGAAAUCACAGAUUUACGGAGUGCGCUGGGCCUUGUAGGGCCAGGAGGAGGUGAUGGAUUUCCGGAUAAACAUGUGAAAAGAAUACAUCGCGCCCUCGAUUCUGAUGAUGUUGAAUUAGUUAGGAUGUUACUUAAGGAGGAGCACUCUAAUCUCGAUGAUGCUUAUGCACUCCAUUAUGCAGUUGCAUAUUGUGAUUCAAAGACCACGAUAGAUCUUCUAGAUCUUGGACUGGCUGAUGUAAAUCAUAGGAACCAAAGAGGAUACACCGUCCUUCAUAUUGCUGCAAUGCGCAGAGAACCUAAAAUCAUUGUGUCUCUUCUAACAAAAGGAGCACGGCCAUCAGAUCUAACAUCUGAUGGAAGAAAAGCACUUCAUAUAUCAAAAAGGCUCACCAAGUUCAUCGAUUUUUCUAGGUCUACAGAAGAAGCAGAACCUACUCCUAAGGAAAGGUUAUGCAUUGAGAUAUUGGAGCAAGCAGAGAGGAGGGAUCCUUUACCUGGGGAAGCUUCUGUUUCUCUUGCUAUUGCUGGUGACGAUCUGCGUAGGAGCUUGAUAUACCUUGAAACUAGAGUUGGUCUGGCAAAGUUUCUGUACCCAAUGGAAGCACAAGUUGCAAUGGAGAUUGCACAGGUGGAGGGUACAUUGGAGUUACCUUUGGCUGCUAUCUCCAAGUUCACAUCAAGGGAGCAGAUGAUGACAGCUGUGGACUUGAAUGACUCUCCUUUCAAGAUCAAGGAUGAGUACCUAUCUAGAAUGAAAGCCCUCUCUAGAACAGUUGAGCUGGGUAAGCGCUUCUUUCCUCGUUGUUCAGCUGAGCUGAACAAGAUUAUGAAUGAUGCGGAUGUUUGGGAGCUUGCUUUCCUUGGGAAAGGUACAAGCGAGGAGCAGACUAAGAAGAGGAAGCGAUACGUAGAGGUCCAAGAGAUGCUCCGAAUGGCCUUCAACAAGGACAAGGAGGAAAAUAAAUCUGCCAUGUCUUCAUGCUCUUCAUCUUUGUCCAUUGAUGGAGGCAUGGUCUUCAACAUUGCCAAGCUAUGAUUGACUUUCUCUGGUCGUUUGAUACCCCUCCCCUUAUUAGUGGAGGUGCUGUAACAAAGAUUGUUGUACACUAGUGUGUGUGUGUGCACGUUUGGGCAUCUCCGUGUGUGCGCAUGAGAGAGAGAGAGAGAGAGAGAGAGAGAGAUGGUUUUGGGGGGGAGGGGGGGGAAGAGAAGUUGAGCUUCGGUACAAGAUUGGGUUUCGAGAAUUUUGUCAAGGUUAUCAUGGGAAAGCGAUGCACGGAGUACUAUUUUGUGUAGCUCGAAGGUGUGCUUUAAUGUACAACUUGCAACUGUGUAUGUUAACCUCAACCGAUGUAGGUUUUUAUUUUUUUAAUUUUUUUUUGUUUACUUGUAUUUUGUUAGUAGGAUCAGCCAGCAUGAGAGUUUAUGUACAUAUGUUGAGACUUUCUGCCUUUGUGAUAUAUAUAAUGUUAUUCAGGAUUGGUAUUCCAAUCUAA
Messenger RNA from Amborella trichopoda, 2357 nucleotides. RefSeq names its product regulatory protein (NPR1) (gene NPR1). NCBI's taxonomy places the organism in Eukaryota, Viridiplantae, Streptophyta, Magnoliopsida, Amborellales, Amborellaceae. The record is from RefSeq and is a predicted model, not a curated record. Gene Ontology annotation, cellular component: cytoplasm; nucleus. Gene Ontology annotation, molecular function: protein binding. Gene Ontology annotation, biological process: defense response to bacterium; regulation of jasmonic acid mediated signaling pathway; systemic acquired resistance, salicylic acid mediated signaling pathway.